Molecule: messenger RNA, 2908 nt
Organism: Phragmites australis (common reed)
Lineage: Eukaryota; Viridiplantae; Streptophyta; Magnoliopsida; Poales; Poaceae
Product: protein ROOT HAIR DEFECTIVE 3 homolog 2-like
Exons: 22
Coding region: 110-2560 (816 amino acids)
Biological process (GO): endoplasmic reticulum membrane fusion
Cellular component (GO): endoplasmic reticulum
Molecular function (GO): GTPase activity; GTP binding
Source: RefSeq, a predicted model, not a curated record
GCGAAAGAACCGUUAGAGGUGGUUUGGAACCACGUAGAAACCCCCAGUCCCCGCCACGGCAACACUUAUCAUCUCUCUCUCUCGCUCGCUCUCCCCACGAUCGGUGGCCAUGGCGGUGGGCGGCGGGGAGUGCCACGCGACGCUGGCGGUGGGCGCGGACGGCCAGAUGGACGCGGCCGCGAUGGAGCGGUUCGCCGCCGCCGCGGGGCUCCCGGGGCGGGGCCUCUCCUACACCGUCGUCUCCAUCCUCGGGCCGCAGGGCAGCGGGAAAAGCACCUUGCUCAACCAUCUCUUCGGCACAGACUUCAGGGAAAUGGAUGCCUUGAAAGGAAGGAACCAGACCACCAAGGGCAUUUGGAUUGCCAAGGCUGUUGGCAUCGAGCCGUUCACUGUAGUGCUGGAUCUGGAGGGGACGGACGGGAGGGAAAGAGGGCAGGAUGAUACUACUUUUGAAAAGCAGAGUGCUCUUUUUGCUCUUGCAGUUUCAGAUAUUGUUAUGAUAAAUCUGUGGUGCCAUGACAUAGGACGAGAUCAUGCUGCUAACAGGCCUCUUUUAAAAACAGUAUUUCAGGUGUUGACGCGUUUAUUCAGCCCUCGCAAAACAACUCUGCUACUAGUUAUUCGUGACAAAACAAAGACUCCACUAGAGUAUCUAAGGCAAGCUCUGAAGGAGGAUAUCCAGAAGAUAUGGGACUCUGUUCAGAAACCAGAAGUCUACAAGGAAGCAGCGCUCAGUGAAUUCUUCAAUGUGGAGGUCACUGCUCUGUCGAGUUAUGAAGAGAAAGAGGAACUAUUUAAGGAGCAGGUUGGACAACUUAGGCAGAGGUUUUAUCACUCAAUUGCUCCAGGCGGUCUUGCUGCCGAUAGAAGAGGUGUGGUACCUGCUUCAGGUUUCUGUCUUAGUGCACUGCAGAUUUGGAAAGUAAUACGAGAAAAUAAGGACCUGAACCUUCCUGCUCACAAGGUCAUGGUUGCUACUGUUCGAUGUGAAGAGGCUGCAAAUGAAAAGCUCAAACAUUUUAUGUCUGAUAAGGGUUGGUUGGAGCUAGAAGCAGCUGUAAAAUCUGGUCCAGUACCUAGCUUCGGCACGAAGCUCAGUGCCAUUCUCGAUUUUUAUCUAUCAGAGUAUGACAUGGAAACCAUGUACUUUGAUGAAGGUGUAAGAACUGCUAAGCGCCAACAUUUAGAAUCUUCAAUGCUAAAUCACACAUAUCCCGCUCUCGAGACACUGAUAGAACACCUGCAUCUUGUGGUCCUCAACAAAUUCAAAAGUGAUCUGGAACAAUCAUUAAGGAGCAGAUAUGGAUUUGCAGCAUCAGUUCGUCAGUGUGCUCAGGCUUUAAUGGCAGAAUUCGAUGCUGAACUGAGAGCAGAUGCAACAGUUAAUCAUGUGGAGUGGGAUGCUUCAAAUGCUAGGAACAAACUGGAACAUCAUAUACAAGCUCAUGUAGCAUCUAUUAGGAACACAAAGUUGGCUGAACUAAAAGCUAAUUAUGAGAAGAAGCUGUCAGAUGCACUUGCUAGGCCUAUACAAUCAAUACUGGAAACUGGCGAGAGAGACUCAUGGGAAUCUAUUAGGAGACUAUAUAGGCGUGAGACUGAAAAUGCUGCUCUUGCAUUCUCAGCUUCCCUUUCUGAGUUUGAGCUAGACCAGACAACUUCCAAUAAGAUGGUCUCAGACUUGAAGGAACAUGCAAGAAGUGUAGUGGAAAUGAAAGCUAGAGAAGCAGCUGGAAAUGUUCUGAUGCAUAUGAAAGAAAGGUUUUCCACUGUGUUGAACCGCGAUGCGGAUUCGAUGCCAAGGACAUGGACAGCAGAUGAAGACAUCCGUGCAAUCACUAGAGAAGCACGUUUAGCGGCUUUAAGACUUCUGUCCGUAAUGGCAGCUAUACGGUUGGAUGAUAAACCAGACAAAAUAGAUCGAGCUCUGAUUACUGCUCUUUUAGAAGGGGGACCCCUUUCCCAGAAGAGGACUGUCGAAUUUACUUACGAUCCAUUUGCUUUAAGCACGUGGGAAGAGGUGUCACCAAAGGAUACGCUGAUUACACCAGUGCAGUGUAAAUCCAUCUGGAGGCAAUUCAAUGCAGAGACAGAAUAUGCUGUUGCACAAGCAAUAUCUAUGAAGGAAGCACAUAGGCGUAGCAAGAACUGGUUGCCACCCGCAUGGACUAUUCUGCUUCUUGCAAUGCUAGGUUUCAAUGAGUUUAUGUUCCUUCUUAGGAACCCUUUAUACCUUCUAGGGCUCUUUGUUGCCUCCAUACUAUGCUACGCCGUAUGGUUGCAAUAUGAUAUCAGUGCUUAUUUUCGUCAUGGCACGUUGUCUGCUCUCCUCACUAUUUUAUCAAGACUGUUAUCUACCAUCAUGGACAUCGUGACUGCUAUCGUCAACAUGAGCCACAGCCAGAAGCAUUCCCGGCACCCGUCUCGCCGCUCCCCACCGCUCCAUACUCAAAGCUUCAGGAACCAGACGCAGGGACAGGCUCAAGUGCAGUACAUGUCUCUUGGCUCGCCAUCAUCGUCCUCCUCUUCCGUGGACUCAAACAGUGGUGAUGAAUCUUGAAGCUUUGUAAAGCAUCCCUAUGGAAGCAGCUGCAGUGACCGUGCUUAACCUUCAGGGGAUACCAGUUGACGAAAAAAGGAAACCUUUGUGAUGUGCCUUGACUUCGAUGUGUGAAUGAACUGUAAGAUGUAAGCAUAGCCUUCAGCAGAGUUGAUGGUAGCAGACUAGCAGUGCAAUAGGUGGUUCCUGUGCAGUCCAAGCCAACUUGAACACUUAACAAGAUAGCCAAGAGAGACUAAGAUAGAUAUAUAUAUAUAUAUAUAUAUUUUACAUACAAAUGAUGCUAUGUAUAUUCCUACUUACAGCCCAAAGACAUGUUGAUAACUAUAUACUAUGUGGUACCUUAUU